Orycteropus afer afer is the source of this 987-nucleotide messenger RNA. Its product is annotated as olfactory receptor 5V1-like. Gene Ontology annotation, cellular component: membrane. The record is from RefSeq and is a predicted model, not a curated record. Gene Ontology annotation, biological process: G protein-coupled receptor signaling pathway. Gene Ontology annotation, molecular function: olfactory receptor activity; G protein-coupled receptor activity. NCBI's taxonomy places the organism in Eukaryota, Metazoa, Chordata, Mammalia, Tubulidentata, Orycteropodidae.
AUGGUAGAAAUUAAUAUCAGAGAGUUAGCCAGAGCUGUGACACCAUUUGAGAUGCGUAAUCAAACAGAUGUCACUGAAUUCAUCUUCUUGGGAUUUUCCAACCACCCCAAUCUACAGGGGUUGUUCUUCUUGGUCUUCCUGGUCAUUUACCUGACAACUCUCUUGGGGAACACACUCAUAAUAGUGGCCAUCAGGGUCAGUCCUCGCCUCCAAACUCCAAUGUAAUAUUUCCUCAGGAAUCUCAGCUUCUUAGACAUCUGCUAUAUAUCCAUAUCCAUCCCAGUCAUGCUAGUGAACUUCUUGCAAGAGAAGAAGACCAUCUCAUACAAGGGCUGCCUUUCUCAGGUCUUCUUCUUCAUAACCUGUGCUGGCACUGAGAGUGUCUUGUUAGCUACUAUGGCUUAUGACCUCUAUGCAGCUAUCUGCCGCGCUCUUCAGUAUCCAGUCCUUGUGAGUGGGAAAGUCUGUGUGUGUUUAGUGAAUGGAUCCUGGCUGUGUGGGAUGGUGAAUUCCCUGACACACACAGUGCUGGCAGCCACACUCACUCUGUGUGGACCCAACCAAAUCAGCCACUUUCUCUGUGACAUCCCACUGCUCCUGAAGCUCUCCUGCUCAGACACCUCCAUCAAUGAAUCUGUGCUCCAUGCAGCUAGUGCCACCAUUGGCCUGACCCCCUGCCUGUUUACCGCAGUGUCCUACAUACUCAUCAUCUCUGCCAUCCUGAGGAUUCCUUCUGCUCAGGGCAGGAGUAAGGCCUUCUCUAUCUGUGCUUCUCACCUCACUGUGGUGGUGGUCUUCUUUGGAAUGUCCAACUUCAACUAUGACAGACCUGAUGUAGGCUACAACCUGGACAUCGACAUCCUGAUCUCUGUGCUCUUCUGUGUCAUAACUCCUAUGUUGAACCCCAUCAUCUACAGCCUGAGAAAAAAGGAGGUCAAACAGGCCCUGGCUGGACAACUCAGAUUCUCUUGUAAGGUCAGUGGUUAG